This is a messenger RNA of Fusarium falciforme, 2109 nucleotides long. Its product is annotated as Enhancer of mRNA-decapping protein 3. The record is from RefSeq and is a predicted model, not a curated record. NCBI's taxonomy places the organism in Eukaryota, Fungi, Ascomycota, Sordariomycetes, Hypocreales, Nectriaceae. The transcript has 3 exons. Gene Ontology annotation, molecular function: mRNA binding. Gene Ontology annotation, cellular component: P-body. Gene Ontology annotation, biological process: deadenylation-independent decapping of nuclear-transcribed mRNA; P-body assembly. The coding region runs from base 1 to 2109 and encodes 702 amino acids.
AUGGCAAAUCAAUUCAUCGGCCUGCACAUGCGGGUGGUGCUCCGCGAGCCCGCGGACUGUCAACUCACGGGGACAGUGAGAGAUGUUCAGGCGGGCAGCGGCCUCACCUUGACGAAUGUAUUCGUCACAGGGACCAAGGAAUGGCGCCCCCAAAUGCACAUCGAUGCCGCCAAUAUUGCUGAUCUGUCCGAGAUCAAGACGGACGAUGCGCCUGCUACGGAUGCUCCUGCCCCUGCCUUUUCGCAACCGCCAUCGCAACCUACCUUUGUCGACCCUGCGAUUCUCAGUCUGGCAAGGCCACCUGCGUCUGCGACGCCCUCGGGCUCGGACGGGAAAUUCAUCGGUCUGGAAGAUGGAAGGCCAGAGCUACACGCUGUCCAACCCAUUGCGGCGCUUUCCACACCAGGGCGACCUACCCCCGAUCGUGACUUGUCCGGCUCAGUGAGCAACUUGGCUGUCACUGAGCCAGUCCCUGGAUUGACCGAUGACAAGUCUGUUGGGCCUCGGGAUGCCCCAUCAACUAAGAAGAAGAACCGGCGCUCUCGUCAGUCUAAGCAAGGAAAGGGCCAGCGUAUUGAGGAAGAUGGUCAGCCUGUCGAUGGCUCGCCCGCUAGUGGCCGAGGCAAGGGUUGGAGGCAGACUCCUAUUCUCCAGAGCACGGCGUCCUUCCAGCCAUUCAACUCUCUGAAGCGAAACGGCAAGGGGCGAAAGGGGGUGUUUGACAAUGGCUGGGCGUCUGAGGAUGUCACUGAAGAGAUGGGCGAUUUCGAUUUUGAAAAUAAUCUGGCCAAGUUUGACAAGCGCACCAUCUUUGACCAGAUGAGAAAGGAGGAUCAGAUCGACGAUGCUAGCCGACUAGUAUCCCACAACCGCCGACCAAAGCCUGGGACAGCAGGUGGCAAGAACCUGCAUUACACGGAAAAUGUUCUUGAUAUGCCACCAACAACUGGCAAGAACGCGGAUUUUUGGAACAGCGAAGCGGAUGACGGACUGAAUGAGGCAGACAGACUAUCAGCGCGGGACAUACGGAGCGGCCAGAGCAAUCGAAGAGCUGACAGCAAGUCGGGACCUUCGAGGAGAUCACAGUCACGCAAGGCAAGUGCCGUUGCGGCGCCUGGUGGUAUCCCACUGAGCCGCGUCAACUCCGGCCAAGGCCAGCCACCCGGUCUAUACCUCGUCCCCUCUCACAGACGACUCGAAACCGUCUCGGCGCUGCAGAUGCUGAAUCUCGAGAACAUUGCUGCGAACGAAGUUGGGCUGUCGGAACAGCUCAUGGCAGAGAACGGAGGACGGGGUAUUGCCGAGGUGGCCUUCAAGGCGCUGUCGGAUCCUGCCAUCAAGGUGCGGUUUGGGCUUGCUGGGGCUAAUCCAUCUGCCAGUGCCGUGCUGAGUAGUCCGGCCGUUGUGAUACUGGCUGGCAACAACAAAUCUGGCAUCCGAGCGAUCGCUGCAGCCAGACAUCUGCGGAACAAGAACGUCAAUGUGAUGGUGUGCUUAGUGGGCAUUGAACGCGAGCGAGACUUGCUGGAGGAUCUCCGACAGCAGAUCCAACUGUAUCGGGCUUUCGGGGGUAAGAUCCUCAGCAAGAGCGAUCUCUUUGAGCACCUACGGAAGAACGCUUCGUCGGGAUCACCUGUGUCAACCGCUCUCAUCAUCGAUGCCCUUCUGGGGUUGACCAUCUCCUUUGAGGAGCUGCGAACGGGAGACCAGGCCACCGUCUACGAACUGAUGGAAUGGGCAAAUCGCAACGAGGCUUUCGUCCUUUCCGUUGAUGUGCCGACAGGCAUCGACCCUACUACUGGCAAAGUGGCAGUCAUCGAUGGCAGCCGUCUCUUUGUCAAACCGCGGUACGUGGUUGCGAUGGGUGCACCAAAGCGCGGCUUGCUCGAAGCUGUGACGCCACCAGGCGAGGAUGACCCUGAAUACCUCAGCAAUGCAGCACACGAGGACGAGUGGCGCCUUUUCAUUGCCGACAUUGGGCUAGGCAGCGCAGUCUGGCGAAAGGCCGGGACUAAGAUCCGCCGCGGAAUCGACUUUGACGAGAAGUGGGUGCUGGAGAUGAAGUAUCGGGAUGGGCAGCAGGAGGAAACCGACUAUGAGGAGGAAUAG